Dermacentor silvarum is the source of this 459-nucleotide messenger RNA. RefSeq lists its product as uncharacterized. The transcript is spliced from 4 exons. The coding region runs from base 1 to 444 and encodes 147 amino acids. The record is from RefSeq and is a predicted model, not a curated record. Lineage: Eukaryota; Metazoa; Arthropoda; Arachnida; Ixodida; Ixodidae.
AUGGAUGGAUUUGGUUUCACGGUCGUCAUUAACGGAAUGCUCUCCGUCGAGACAUUCUUUAUCAUGAGGCUCACGGUGCCUGGCGCGUUCCUGGUGGGCGUGUUCUUCCUCUACCCUCUGCUGGUGUCGGGGCCCCUGGUGGACGACGUGGUUCAGUACCUCGUCAACGACGUCUGCCGCCGCAACUGGUGGCACGUGCUGGUGCACGUGUCCAACCUGCGCAACCCUCUCGACGUGUGCCUACCCACGUUGUGGUACAUUGCCUGUGAUUACCAGCUUUUCCUGGCAACUCUCCUGUUUGUGUUCCUUUUAGCCAAGAAACCCAUGGCGGGCGUAAUCUGCCUGGUGGCCGUCGCAUUGGGUGCCUGCGCCGCUGUGGGCGUCCAGCACUACGUCAACGCUUUCGAGCCCCUGCCUUACACGUACAUCAGCGAUCUCGAGUGAGUUUCACGGCCUGCU